Aspergillus aculeatinus CBS 121060 is the source of this 715-nucleotide messenger RNA. RefSeq lists its product as uncharacterized. Bases 145 to 537 code for a protein of 130 amino acids. The transcript has a single exon. NCBI's taxonomy places the organism in Eukaryota, Fungi, Ascomycota, Eurotiomycetes, Eurotiales, Aspergillaceae. The record is from RefSeq and is a predicted model, not a curated record.
GCAACAGGUGCUUGUGUUAACCACUAGGUAUCUUCAAACAUGGGCUUGGAAUAUACCCUCCAAUCUGACAACAACAACAACAACAACAACAACAACAACAAGAAGAAGAAGAAAUAACCGAACUAACUAACCAACCAAUCAAUCAUGUCCGACUCCAUCCCCUCAGCGCACGCCGACCCCGACGCCGCGGAGCAACCGCUCCCCGCCAACGCCGAGGACCGCAAAGCCGCCGCCGCCCUCUCCUCCCUCCACACCAACGAGAUUGCCGCCACCGACUCCCCGACCAGGCUGCCCUCGUCCGCUGACCAGGAGGCGCUGGGCAAGGCCAUGAGCCGUCUCGAGAUCGCAGCCGGUCACCCUGCGGGCAAGAAGCGGGCGGGGACGACGCAGCAGAGUAAGGAGGGAGGGGAGCUGGUGAAGAAGAAGGCCGUCAAGGUCAGCGCCGACGAUGUCAAUCUUCUGGUAGGUUUCUGCUCUGCAGUCCUCAAGCCCGCUCUCUUUGGGGGAUGCUCUGAAAUAUUGGAACUGGUGGAAUAAGGCUCGCUGGGCUAAUCUAAUGUGUGUCAAACGCUCGGUGCCUUGCAGGUGGAUCAGUUGGAUUUGAAUAAGCUCAGGGCCACGGAGCUGUUGAAGGCCCACGAGGGGAAUGUUGCGCAGGCAAUCAAGGCGUUCAUUACGCCUGCGACGCUUGCACGUUGAGGCGGCUGGUCAGUCG